GUUCCGAUGGAAUCGCGAUCAGGGUUCGGGCGCUCGCCGCCGCCGCCGCAUGGAGCUCGGUCCCGGCGUCGCCCAGAGGGAGGGGUAGAUCUCAUCAGCGCUCUCCCCGAUGAGAUGCUUCUCCUGGUACUCGUGCGUCUGCGUUGCGUCCGUGCCGCCGCGCAAACCAGCGUCCUCUCCCGCCGGUGGCGUGGCCUCUGGACCGGUCUCACGGAUCUCACCUUACGCGACCUCGAACCCUCCGCAAUCGAAGCUGCACUCGACCUCUUCAAUGCUGCACUCACCCGUUUCACUUCUUCGCCGCUGGUGCCCAUCGUCGACAUCCGCCUUUCAGCAAGGCAUGCCGCCCACGCGAGCUCGUUGCUCCGUGCCGCCGUGCGGCUCUCGCCGGAGGAGCUGGUCUUCACCCUCCAGGGGUGUUAUAGUGGAGGCGGAGAAACCGUUGUGCUGCCUUACUUUCACUGCGCCACAUCGAUCGAGCUGGACAUGCAUUCCCACCGCAUCAUGCCGCCCGAGGAAUGCUACGCCGGCGCGUUCUCCGCACUCGAGGAGCUGCCUUCUCAGGCACCAUGGUUCACCUUGGCAUCUUGCUCAACCGCUGCCCAUGCCUGCGCGUGUUAAAGGUGACCGGAUCAACGCCCGACAUCACUGUUCACUCAGCCACACUGCAGGAGCUUGAUAUAUCUAGCGAUCAUGACACGACAUGCUACAACAUUGACGUCGUAACACCAGUGCUUAAGAAACUACAGCUGAAACUCCAUGCCAGUUGGAACUGGAACAACAUCAGUGUGUCCAUCUCGACACCAAUGGUGGAAGAGGUAUCGUGGAAGUGUUCUUAUCCAAGGUUGGCUUUUUCGGUUGGAUUUUGGUCUCUCGAGAGCCUAGCCAUAGAGACGACCGAGAGAUAUAUCGACACCAGAAAUGACACAUGUUCACAGGUUCAGAAGCUCUCGCGCUUUCAUGUCCUACGCUUGCCAAUAUCUUGUACUACUAAUCAUUUGGGCGCACAGCUGAACUUUGCACGAGAAAUACAGAAACUUCCGGUCAUCAUCUUCCCUGUGUUGGAGCUAUAUUUUAUAUCGUCUGGCCACGUUUAUGGAGCACUUGUGAUGCAUCUACUUCAAAUAAAUCGGAUCCACUCCUCUACAAAAAUGCUAAAGGUCAUUCAAUGGCUGUGCCCCAAGGUGAGACAAACUUGCCAAGAAAAUUGUCGUUGUGAUGAGCCAAAUAAUUGGAGAAGCCAAAGUAUCUCCUUGACAUGUCUUGAAGAGUUGGAAAUCACAGGCUUCAAUGCAGAGGAUCACGAGCAUGAUUUCGUAAGGCUGAUACUGAGAAGCGCACCAAUGCUUAAGAGAGUGACUUUGACACUGGUACACGAGUUUAGAGGUUGCCCCAUGAAAAUCUACAACAUUUUCUUGGCACACCGUUCCGUGAAUUGCUAUGUUUAUAACAGCACCGGUGAACUAGUUCCGCGAGCAUCUCGUUAAAGCACGCUCCUUGAUGC
Molecule: messenger RNA, 1504 nt
Organism: Triticum aestivum (bread wheat)
Lineage: Eukaryota; Viridiplantae; Streptophyta; Magnoliopsida; Poales; Poaceae
Exons: 3
Coding region: 519-1487 (322 amino acids)
Source: RefSeq, a predicted model, not a curated record